AUGUUAGGAGUAACUAAGGUUUUAAGUCACAGCCGAAUCACCAUAAUUGAUAAUUCGUGGGAACCUGGUCAAAUAGAAUUCAUCAAAGUUAUAGAGAGAAUUCUCUUUGCUGUAUUCACUUGUGUUCUAGCACUUGGAGGUUCGAUAAUAGGAACAAUAGGAGGAGCUAUAAAAGGCCAAACCACAGAAGCUGCUUCUGAUGGUGAGUCAUUUUCCAAGGUUGCUUUGUUGACAAUUUUAUUAAAUGGAAAAGUGUUUAUGGAAUGGAUAUGUCCAACUGUGGCACAAGCUUAUAUAAAUUCAGUAGAAGCAGCUUAUGGAGGAGUGGUUUCAGAUAUUUAUGACAGCAUGGGAGUUAAAGGGAUGUCACAAACUUGUAUUAUGAAACUCCCAUUUCAUAAAUUUAACUCUUCCGACAAAAUUAUGAAAUUAUACAAUGAAUCAUGCUGCUUAAUUUGCUUCCAGGAUUUUGAGAACGGAGAAUUGGUGAGAAUACUUCCAAAAUGUUGUCACAUUUAUCAUUUAGAAUGCAUUGACAAAUGGCUAGUACAACAAGGAUCGUGUCCUAUUUGUAGAACUUAUAUUCUUCAAUAG
Molecule: messenger RNA, 594 nt
Organism: Vicia faba (fava bean)
Lineage: Eukaryota; Viridiplantae; Streptophyta; Magnoliopsida; Fabales; Fabaceae
Source: the annotation of a GenBank genome assembly